UACGCCAGGUUUAUAUUUACUUCUGUUAAAAAACUUUUAAAACUAUUUGUACAAGUAAUUGAUUUAUGUUUACCCAAAAAUCGUGUUAUUAUUUUCAGUAAAUAGUGCUUAUCAUGCCAGCAUAUAGACUUGACAGUGUCAUGUUCAAGCAAGAGAUGGAUUUGAACCUGGUGGGCGAUAGUUCUCCAGGUUAUGUUGCGGAAUUUGGCAGUUCUAAUGCUGGAUUUGACACACUAAUUACCGAGUGUAUACUGAACAUGCCCGAUAGUUACGAUGUUGCCAGCUCCAAUAUCGUCAACCCCAGUGAGAGCCAGGAAAACCACUUGGUUGCUCUGCAUGACGAGAACACGGCUGAUAUUGCCACCUACAGCAACCAGCAUUUCCAACCGAUCUCCCCCCGUGGCCCGCCCGAGCGUAAAGUCUUCUCCGGAGACCUCGACUUCCAGGUGGAGAUCAAUGGAUCUGAUACGGACAAGUUGAAAUAUCUGUAUUCGCACAAAUUGAACCGCAUCUACGUGGACAUGAAGAUCAGCUUUCCAGUACAAUUCAGAUGGAACGUAGACUGCGCACCGCCGUAUUUGUACGUGCGUGCUACGACCGUGUUCUCUGAGGACUCCCAAGCCGAGAAACGAGUUGAGCGUUGUACACAGCACACGCAUGACAAUAGUAAUGAGGGUCUCAACAGGAAUGUAGUUAAGAACGUGCUCCAUUCAUCCCGUGAAAUGAAUGCACAAGGGGUUUACUACUGCGGGACGGACACACAGUCUGACUCCUGGUACAGCGUUCUUGUGGAGUUGCUGCCUACCGGGCACGCCACUCAUGCUUACCAGUUCGUCUGCAAGAAUUCCUGCUCGAACGGCAUUAAUCGCAGGGCUAUUAGCAUCAUUUUCACUUUGGAAGAUAGCACUGGUCAUGUAUACGGUCGCCAAACAGUGGGCGCGCGCGUAUGUUCGUGCCCGCGAAGGGACAAAUCACACGACGAGGACGGCAAAAAGGGGGGCUCCAAGCGCCGCAUCACGCAGCAGCCGCAACACGCGCUCGAGCCAAAGACGAAGCGAACUGGAGUUGCAGAUGACGACACAAGCUAUGAACUGCCACCGCUUCAAAUAAUUGGGCGCCGCACGAUGUCGACUGGUCUAGAAGUAAUGCUCAGCAUGAUGGAACAGGCCGCGUCGCUGCGGAGCACGGACCCGCAAGCGGUAGAGGCCUAUAACAAGUCCAUACAGGACCUUAGAAAGUUUAUCGACGGAAUAAAGCAAUAAUGUUAAGUAACAACAUUCAACAUUUAUUAGUUUAGUUUUUUCAUUUUUUGUUGUUGUCUGUACUUAUAUUUGUAGCCUUGUCGUGCUGUGGUAUUUUAAAUUGAGAAGUAACUAAUGUUAUCUUACCCACAACACGAAAAAAUUAAUAACGUAUUUUAGUAUUUUUUAUAGAGGUAUUCUGGAAUAUGCAAUCAUGACGACACUUUGGUCUUAAUAUCUUUUUAAAGUUUGGUUUCUUUAGAAAAGAGCCUUUUUUCAGUCUUAAUGACCAGUACAAUUACUAUCGUUCUUUUGAAGUACAAUCUACUACAAGAAGAGAGAGGUAGUAGAUUGUACUUCAGAAUUAUAGUCAACGGACCAGUGAAGUUCACCAAUGCAGUAAAGUACAGUCUACUACCU
Messenger RNA from Hyposmocoma kahamanoa, 1661 nucleotides. It is a transcript of the gene p53, whose product is annotated as cellular tumor antigen p53. Gene Ontology annotation, molecular function: RNA polymerase II cis-regulatory region sequence-specific DNA binding; DNA-binding transcription factor activity, RNA polymerase II-specific. Gene Ontology annotation, biological process: apoptotic process; regulation of transcription by RNA polymerase II. Gene Ontology annotation, cellular component: nucleus. The record is from RefSeq and is a predicted model, not a curated record. Lineage: Eukaryota; Metazoa; Arthropoda; Insecta; Lepidoptera; Cosmopterigidae. The transcript has 8 exons. The coding region runs from base 114 to 1262 and encodes 382 amino acids.